AUGAUUUCGUCCAAGGCAAACACGCUGCGCUGCAUCAUGGCUUGUGCUGGGCUGGCGGCUUACCCAGAAGCACAGGAUCUUGGGAUGUGUUUCGUGACUCCUCAUGUAUCCCAUCGCGGUAUGUCCUUAACUCCGAGACACAGAGGCGCCUUGACCGCAGUAGUAAUACACAAGCCCGGUGUGGGGCCUCAUAUAGAAAACACUGCGUACCUGAACAGCAUCAUACAACCACAACAUAAAAACUGGCAAGCGCACGACGAGUGGUCGACAUGUGACGCAGAGGUUGUCAGGUGA
Messenger RNA from Heterobasidion irregulare TC 32-1, 294 nucleotides. RefSeq lists its product as uncharacterized. Bases 1 to 294 code for a protein of 97 amino acids. The transcript is spliced from 2 exons. The record is from RefSeq and is a predicted model, not a curated record. Lineage: Eukaryota; Fungi; Basidiomycota; Agaricomycetes; Russulales; Bondarzewiaceae.